UUGCUAAUUGAUACCUCUAUCACCUACAUGAAUCUAUGACCUCAUAAGAUCGCAAUCAAGAAUUCAUCUGUCCCGUCACAAUUUCAGAUACUCAUUUGAUAUUUUUGUUUACCGAUGGUUUUUAUUAUUUUACAUGAUGGCAUAUUCAAACUUCAACUAUUUCACAUGUACCCUAGGGCAUGCAGCACAUCUAAAAGAGGAGAGCAACGACCAGAGGUCGUCGAAAACAGUCCUUGAAUUGAUUGACACGCAUGCAAUACACAUACCAGGGCUUCCAGCCCUUGGAUUCGCCAAUUACAAUUCGGAUACAACACCUCACUGGCCGCCUGACCAUGUCACAUUUUCGGAACUCUGCGCCUUGUCGAAAAUAGCGGCUAGAAACCUAGCAAAAGCCCUACAUGUCGAAUCAAAAGAUGUCGGCUCGCCCACAAUCGGGUUAUUAUGCGCCAGUAGUCUCAACUUCGUCUCAGCAUGGCUAGGACUCAUGAGACUAGGGUGUAAACCAUUUCUUCUAGCGUAAGGACCCUUUAACUUUUUGAUAUUCCCAAUACGUUUCUUAUAGGCUCAUUCUUACUCGCAGUCCUCAGCUUGAUCCUCAAG
Annulohypoxylon maeteangense is the source of this 600-nucleotide messenger RNA. RefSeq lists its product as uncharacterized. The record is from RefSeq and is a predicted model, not a curated record. The annotation marks the transcript as partial. The transcript is spliced from 3 exons. NCBI's taxonomy places the organism in Eukaryota, Fungi, Ascomycota, Sordariomycetes, Xylariales, Hypoxylaceae.